AUAAGGCCAAGUAAGAGGUGCGAGAAAGCCGAAGGCCCUGCCUUGAUAAAGCCAGCACGACUCUUAACCAGAAAUUUCCUAUACGAGAUUAAAAUCUCUCCAUAACAGCCCGCCCGAACAUCGGACAAGGCAGCAGGAGAACUAUUGCAGCUUGUUCGCGAGACUUGUAGCUUGCCCAUCAUGCGCACGACUCUUCGGCUCCUUGCCAACGUCAGGCAAGCUUGGUAUUUGGAGCCUGGCACGCCAACCGGUCUUACUGGUCUAUGGACGCAUAACAAUCCGAGGUCGGCGCUUCUCUACAUCUACAGUAACACGCUCGAGAAAUUAAAGUCUUUCCCCGAAUCAUCGCUCUAUCGGCAGUCAGUCGAGUCUUUUACCAAGCACCGUCUUGCCAUUGUCGAAGGCAUGACUCCCCCGGGCUACGAUGCCUGGAAGACGGAGACAAACGAGCUGUCUCGCAUUUUGGACAACAACCCCGAAGGCUUUCGUGUUGCCAGUGGGCGUGUGGAUGGGAGCGAAGCCAAGAUCGUGAAAUUGGGGAACAAAACAUUCGUCGUACGGAGGCAACACGAAGAGGGCGAUAUUCGACUGGAGGAGUGGGAUGGCGAGGCUGACGAAGGCCCGGGUACCGAGGGCCUUCGGACUGAAGAAGAGAGAGCCAACUUGCGGGUCCUAGCCGAACGAAAGGACCUAAGAGACGUGUCUCCGUUGCAAUGGAAAGAGGAGCCGCAGCUGACAGCUGACCAGAUCUCGAAACUUGAAACCAAACUCGGUGCUGGUUUGAUUGAGGAGGUCAUUCAAGUAGCUGAAGGGGAGCUUCAGCUGGUUGACACCAUGCUUAAAGCGAGGGUGUGGGAGGAAUUGGAAGAAAAGCCCGCAGGUGACCAGUGGAUCUACAGUGAGCGUGAUUCUCAGUAGGUUCACUUGCUUCACCAAGUUACUUUGUGAUAUAGGGAUGUGUAUACUACUUUCGGUCGAAUGCCCGUUAUCUAUGAUAUCGAUUUUACGUAGCUUGACGAUAUCCGGGUUGACAAGCAGGAAGGCUCUCAUAAAAACCAGAGUUCUCCGUGGAAAGAAGGGGCACCUCCUCCUUCAGCCCGUUUUCGGGUGCCUUGUUCUGAUAACUGAUUCGAAUAUCAACAACGAUUCAGGGCGUUUUCACUAAAGCAGGCAGCUUCUGGGUUAUAUUCCUCCCACCAUCGAGUAGAUCUGUCAGCUGCCGAUCAUAGGUAGAGAAUGGAGUCCGUCGCAGCCAUUUUACAACGAAGUGAUCUGUCCCUUCCAUCCCCAGGCCACGAUGUAGUGGCCAGCAAG
Sodiomyces alkalinus F11 is the source of this 1314-nucleotide messenger RNA. Its product is annotated as NADH-ubiquinone oxidoreductase 29.9 kDa subunit. The record is from RefSeq and is a predicted model, not a curated record. The transcript has 3 exons. Bases 181 to 918 code for a protein of 245 amino acids. NCBI's taxonomy places the organism in Eukaryota, Fungi, Ascomycota, Sordariomycetes, Glomerellales, Plectosphaerellaceae. Gene Ontology annotation, biological process: respiratory electron transport chain.